CGUGAUGUUGAGGGAUGCAUCUUCUACUUUGAGCACCCCCUACACCUCAAAUGCCCCCCGUUCGUUGACUGGAUCUUUUCCCUUUUCUCUCGAGAAUGCCCAACAAAACUCAUAUUUUAAUUUUCCAGGCGUAAUAGGCAAUUAUAUGCUGUUGGAGUAUCUUGGAGAUGGUUCGACCAACAUUCCCCCGCCCCCCACUUUAUCUCACAUCCCAGCCAUGCUCUCCACUUGUCCCCCCCACUCCGGACCCGUGGAGCACCACCACGUUCCAUUCCCGUCGAAAUGGGGGGAAUUGAAACCCGACUUGGGUCGUUCUGGCAUGGAGUAUAGACACGAGUUUUAUACUCACGACAACUCAGGGAAGGACUCGGUGGACUCGGAAGGGGUGUGUGGGGAGGAGAUUGACACCCGCGAACUGACUAUGCAGAUCAUUGCCGAGUUGAAGAGAUUCAGCAUUCCUCAAGCAAUAUUCUCCAAGCGUGUGCUACGGCGGAGUCAGGGCACUCUCUCCGAUUUAUUGCGGAAUCCGAAGCCGUGGAAUAAACUAAAAUCAGGCCGAGAGACCUUCCGGAGAAUGAGACGGUGGAUGAUGGAGCCAGAAAACGAGCGGGUGGCUCAAUUGAGGGAGGCAGUUAUGCACCGCAAGGAUUAUGAGUACGACCGGCACACUGACAGGACUUUUAUUAAGAAGCCACGACUUGUGUUUACUGACUACCAACGACAAACACUCAAUGGUGUCUUCAAGGACUGUCGUCGCCCUUCCAAGGAGAUGCAGACUACGCUUGCCUCCAAUCUCGGAUUGCAGGUCACCACGGUCGCCAACUUUUUUAUGAAUGCUCGGAGACGGAGUGUGGAUAAAUGGAACGACGAUUCCUUGCAGGGCGAACAGUCAUUCUUGUCUUUGGUGGGAACUGCAAACUCGCCACAACUUAAAAGCGGCGCGGAUAAUCUUAAUGAUCAAUAA
Octopus sinensis (East Asian common octopus) is the source of this 964-nucleotide messenger RNA. RefSeq names its product one cut domain family member 2-like. The coding region runs from base 5 to 964 and encodes 319 amino acids. Gene Ontology annotation, molecular function: DNA-binding transcription factor activity, RNA polymerase II-specific; RNA polymerase II cis-regulatory region sequence-specific DNA binding. The transcript has 2 exons. The record is from RefSeq and is a predicted model, not a curated record. Gene Ontology annotation, biological process: regulation of transcription by RNA polymerase II. Lineage: Eukaryota; Metazoa; Mollusca; Cephalopoda; Octopoda; Octopodidae. Gene Ontology annotation, cellular component: nucleus.